Apis cerana (Asiatic honeybee) is the source of this 1089-nucleotide messenger RNA. RefSeq names its product oocyte zinc finger protein XlCOF6.1-like. The record is from RefSeq and is a predicted model, not a curated record. NCBI's taxonomy places the organism in Eukaryota, Metazoa, Arthropoda, Insecta, Hymenoptera, Apidae. Gene Ontology annotation, molecular function: DNA-binding transcription factor activity; RNA polymerase II cis-regulatory region sequence-specific DNA binding. Gene Ontology annotation, biological process: regulation of transcription by RNA polymerase II.
AUGUGCAAGGAAAGGCUUUCGCCUGCAUCGGAUCCAUUGAACGGAAGCGAAGCGAAUCCUCUGGAAGAUGGUUGCGCCAUCAAGAUAGAGAACUCGUACACGUUGACGAGGAAAGAACGAAGGAAUCAAAGGGACGAAAUCAGAGCGAGGAAGAGGACGAGGUCGAAGAUCGACUCGAUCGCGUCUCCGACUUGCAAAACCAAGAAACCCGUCGAAUUGAGGAGAGCAAGGCCGAGACAGGCCGAGUUACUUUUUGAGUGUGACUUUUGCGGUAAACAGUUCGACCGGAAAUCGUUGUUGGCGUCUCACAUGAAGCAGCACAGGCACCGUUGCAAGACCUGUAACCAAACGUUCAGAUUGAGGAAAGACUUGAAACAGCACACGGAACAAGUUCACGGGCCUGUGCUGUACCCUUGCACCAUCUGCGAGUACAAGAGCAACAACAGGUGGACGUUGAAGGAUCAUUUCAUUCGAAAACAUACGAGCAGUUUCGACUAUUCCUGCUCCGUUUGCGGGAAGCAAUUCAAGAUAAAGAACGACAUGGUGCAGCACGCGAAGCAAAUGCACAGCAAUGCACCGCCCAUUAUUUGCACCGUGUGCGGCCACGCAUGCAAGAGCGUCCCCUCUUUGAAGGCCCACAUGAAAUACAGGCAUUACAAGCCUGCGUUCGAGUGCAGUUUGUGCAAACGAUGCAUGACUACCCAAUACAACCUCGACCAGCAUUUGCUGUGGCACGAGAAAAAGGAGAAGGUUGUGUGCCCCACUUGCGGCAAGACAUUCGGCCAGAAGAGGGAUUUGGAUCUUCAUCUGAGGAUCCACGAGGGUAUCAGGCCGUUCUCUUGCCCUGUCUGCGGUAAAAAGUUCCCGAGGCGGACUGCCCAGGAGCAACACAUACUGAUACACACCGGCCAGAGGCCGUACACUUGUGAUAUAUGCGGGCAGAAGUUUGCUCAGAAGCCGGGAUUGAUCUGCCACAGGAAGCGGCAUCCUGGACCCCUGCCACCCCUCCCUGUCAUCUCUAUUAGGAAGAUCAUCACGGAUUUUACUCAGGGAUUAAGUGACGCGACGAUAGAGAAAAAGGAGAAUUGA